AUGGCAUCCGCCGCCCCCUAUACCUACAUACAGUCGGCCGAAUCCGGCGAAGAUGGCCUCUACCCGCUGGAGCACCUCAUGUACUGCGGAGACUGCCAGCAAAUCCGCUGCCAGCGCUGCGUGAACGAGGAGAUUGUCACCUAUUACUGUCCAAGCUGCCUGUUCGAGGUGCCGAGCAGCAACAUCAAGAGUGAAGGCAACAGGCGCUCCGUCAUCCCCACGACCAAAUACGUCCUGACUUGCACGUACUGCCACUGGUCCUCGUCCGAGAUCGACAUACGCUUCGAAAAGUCCAGCGGCCUCUACUCCCAGCUCGUCAAGAUCCGCAACGGCGGGCAGCACAAGCUCUCCCCGCGCGAAUACCGCGACAGGCGCAAAGAGGACCGCGACGCCCCGCCCCUCCUCGAUGCCGAGCUGGACGCCGACCUGCAGUUUGCCCAUCUCAAGUCGUUUUACCAGACGCAGCUCGCCGACGCCAACAGCGCGGCCACAGGCUCCCUGCCGGGACUUGGCGACCUGGGCUUCUCGUCGCCGGGGACGCUUUCGCGCAUCAUGAGCUUGUAUACGGGAGGGAGCCUCGGGGGCAAGAGGAGCAUGACGAAAUCCACCAUCAUGCGGGAGGCCCUGACCACGGAUGACGGCCUGAAGCUGGCGCAGCUGGACGAGUCUGCCGCCGUGGAUAAGCUUCUCGGGAGCACGUGGUACGAUAGCGUCUCGACGGACCAGCGCGAUGCCCAACCACCCUCUACGGGCUCUCUCGGGUCCCAGGACGACCUCCGCCCCAUCCCAACCCUUUUGCGCACGAAGCGCUCCAAGCGGUGCCCCGUCUGCCGACACAUCAUCACCAAGCCGGACGCAAAAGUCACGAGCACUCGGUAUCGCAUCAACCUCACGGCCCAGUUCAUCCUCACGUUCAAGAACCCCAUCUUCGAGGAGGUCAAGGUCACGCUCGGCACGCCGCCGCGGACGCCCGGCCGUUUUCCCAGCAAAGUCACGGUUUUAUGUCCCCAGUUCACCAUUGGCGCCAACACGGACAUGUGGGAGGACGCCCUCAAAGACGACUACAAAGACCCUAGCAAGCGACAUACGAUGGCGGGGUCAUCGGGGGUGCCGACGACGGAUCCGGCCACGGCAUGGCUGGACGGGCUCAAGUGGGCCAAGAGCGAGGGCGAAGAUGUGGACGACAGCCCCUGA
Messenger RNA from Parascedosporium putredinis, 1194 nucleotides. The record is from the annotation of a GenBank genome assembly. NCBI's taxonomy places the organism in Eukaryota, Fungi, Ascomycota, Sordariomycetes, Microascales, Microascaceae.